Aethalodelphis obliquidens (Pacific white-sided dolphin) is the source of this 2080-nucleotide messenger RNA. RefSeq names its product TNFRSF1A associated via death domain (gene TRADD). The transcript is spliced from 5 exons. Lineage: Eukaryota; Metazoa; Chordata; Mammalia; Artiodactyla; Delphinidae. Gene Ontology annotation, cellular component: tumor necrosis factor receptor superfamily complex. Gene Ontology annotation, molecular function: transmembrane receptor protein tyrosine kinase adaptor activity. Gene Ontology annotation, biological process: extrinsic apoptotic signaling pathway; positive regulation of canonical NF-kappaB signal transduction. The coding region runs from base 619 to 1563 and encodes 314 amino acids. The record is from RefSeq and is a predicted model, not a curated record.
CAAGAGAAGGCCGGCGGGGCGGAGAAAGUCUUGGGUUUCUGGGACCUGAGGAACCAUGGGUUCAAGUUCCGAUCCUGAACCCCAAGCAGCCCAGGCUCCCGUUGGGCGGCUUAGGUUCAGCUGGAAUUCGGCAGACCCACCUCAGAGAGAGCGCUGUCUUUGUUGGAAAAUGUGCGUCCUCUUUGAAGUUGCCAAUUUUAGUUUAAGGUCCUUAAAGGUUUUCGUACCCAACGUUUCACGCCACUGGCCAGUUUUCUAUUUUCUAGGCUAACGGACCCUGCUGGAAUUUGCGCCUCGCGUAUCCUGGGGCUUCUGAUACCCUCCACCAGGCCUGAACUUGGGACCCACCGGCACCCCGUUCAGAGUGUCAGGGAGUAUCAGAGAUCAGAGAUCUUCGAGCUCUACCACACAGAAGGCACCAGAAACGUCUGGUCCUCAAGGGGCACCUCCUUGUUGAUCCAUCCGUUGCCCGCUGGAGGAAGAGGAGCAGCUCUCACCCUGGGGCCCUCCGGCCUCGUAAGAACCACAAGUCCUCGAAGUCCCUUGCCGCAGGCUGUUCUCCCUGCUGUUUAACCUCAGGCGCCAGUUUCUUACCUGCUCAGCGGACCAGGAGGCAAGAUGGCGGCUGGGCCAAAUGGGCUCGAGGAGUGGGUGGGCAGUGCCUACCUAUUUGUGGAGUCCUCGCUGGACAAGGUGGUCUUGUCGGAUGCCUACGCUCACCCGCAACAGAAAGUGGCGGUGUACAGGGCUCUGCGGACUGCCCUGGCAGAGAGUGGCGGGAGCCCCGACGUGCUGCAGAUGCUCAAGAUCCACCGCAGCGAUCCGCAGCUGAUCGUGCAGUUGCGUUUCAGCGGGCGCCAGGCCUGCGGCCGCUUCCUCCGCACCUACCGCGAGGGGGCACUGCGCGCCGCGCUGCAAGGGUGCUUGGCGGCGGAGCUGACCCUGCACUCCGUGCCGCUGCAACUGGAGCUGCGCGCCGGCGCGGAGCAGCUAGAUGCCUUGCUGACCGACGAGGAGCGCUGUUUGAAUUGCAUCUUCGCCCAGAAGCCCGACCGGCUCCGGGAUGAGGAACUAACAGAGUUGGAGGAUGCGCUCAGGAAUCUGACGUGCGGCUCGGGGGGCCAAGGGGGCGACGUGGAGGGCGCUCCGGCCCCCUCGCAGUCUCUGGCACCCUCUCCGUCGGAGGAGAAGCCACCGCCGCCGCCGCCGCCGCCGUCUGGCCAGACUUUUCUGUUCCAUGGUCAGCCCGUAGUGAACCGGCCGCUGAGCCUGCAGGACCAACAGACGUUCGCGCGCUCAGUGGGCCUCAAGUGGCGCAAGGUGGGGCGCUCCUUGCAGCGCGGCUGUCGUGCAUUGCGGGACCCGGCGCUUGACUCACUGGCCUAUGAAUACGAGCGUGAAGGGCUGUAUGAGCAGGCCUUCCAGCUGCUGCGGCGCUUCGUGCAGGCCGAGGGCCGCCGCGCCACGCUGCAGCGCCUGGUGGAGGCGCUCGAGGAGAACGAACUCACCAGCCUGGCAGAGGACUUGCUGGGCCUCGCAAAUCCCCAUGGCGGCCUGGCCUAGCCUGGGUACCAGAGAAAGGGUCAGUCGGCCAGUUGCCCAGCCAGGGUUUGGAGCACCUGCGUGACUGUAGGGUCCCUUCUAAUGCUACUGCUGACCUCCUGUCCACCCACGGGACUCUGACGCCAUACUUACAACCAGAUAUGGCUGCCCUCUCCAGGAGUCAGACAAGCACCCACAGUGUCUGCUGGGGUGCCACUGGGGGUUCUGUUCUAGAUACUAGGAUAGAGACAGAGCGUAUGGGUGACCUGCUGCAAAAGGUCGACCUCACCUUUUCCCACCGCAGAAGAGGGGCUUUCAGCCAGACCUUACCUCUUCAUUCAUAGAACAAUUCAUUACUAUUCAUUAAUUCAAUAUAAUUCAUUAAGGACCUGCUGUAUCCUAGGCAUCAUCCUGGGUGCUGCAAAUACCGUGGUGAACAAAACACACGAAUCCUGCCUGUCCCCAGUUCACACUCAGUCUGAGACUCUGAAUAUUAAGAAACAGUAAUAAAAUACUACCAGUUUUUUGAUGUGAAAAA